Molecule: messenger RNA, 2716 nt
Organism: Purpureocillium takamizusanense
Lineage: Eukaryota; Fungi; Ascomycota; Sordariomycetes; Hypocreales; Ophiocordycipitaceae
Gene: mcl1
Product: DNA polymerase alpha accessory factor Mcl1
Exons: 2
Coding region: 94-2661 (855 amino acids)
Biological process (GO): DNA-templated DNA replication; DNA repair; mitotic cell cycle
Cellular component (GO): nuclear replication fork
Molecular function (GO): chromatin binding; protein binding
Source: RefSeq, a predicted model, not a curated record
CCUCCACACACCAGCAACCACAACCAGUUCGCUGGAUACGAGACGGCGCAUUCGACGGCAUCCUUGAGCCACAUUUGAAGCAACACAUUCGCCAUGGACUCGACAAUGGCCGCGCGGCCACGGCCACGGCCGGCUCACACCCAGGGAACUACGCGCUGCGCGUACACGAAAGACGGCUCGCGCCUCGUCACCGUUGGCUCCAACAACACGAUCCGCCUCUACAAGACAGGCUCCGACGGCGAGCCCAUCAACAUCGAUGACUGCCAGGAGCAAAAUGUCGCCAUGGCCGCGGGCGACGAAUUCUUCGUUGUCGGCUCCGAGGAUGGCACCGUAAGCCUCUACUCGCUCGCCACGGCCAACUUUGAGCGCUUCCUACUGCGCACGUCGCUGCCCAUUCGAGAUGUCGCCCUGUCGGCGGAUGGCAGGUGGUGCGCCGUGGCCAGCGAUGAGCUGAGCGUCAAGAUUGUCAAUACGGAAAACAUCACCGAGGUGAAGACGCUGCGCGAGCAUAACCGUGCCGCCAGACACGUUAGCUUCGAUCCCAAGGGCGUCCUCGCGACCGUCUCGUGCACUGACGGCAUCAUCUACGUAUACUCUCUGACUUCAGACGAGCCCGAACUGAUACGGAAAGUGGAUGGGAUCAUCGGUGCCGCCGAUGCCGAGUCCGAAGUGUCGACUCGAGCUAUCUGGCACCCUGACGGGAGGGCCUUUGCUGUGCCGACGCCGACGAGGGAUAUCCAAGUCAUCUCCAAGAACGACUGGGAAAAGCAGCGACGCUUUGCUGACGGUCACCUGGCUGACGUCACAUCUAUUUCAUGGUCUCCCAAUGGCGCAAUGCUGGCCACGGCGGGCAAGGACGGCAAGGUUCUCGUCUGGGAGACCAAGUCUCAGAGCGUCAUCCAGCGCUACGAUUACUCCAACGUCCUCGAUCUGGCAUGGCACCCCACGAACAACAUACUCUCAUUCACGACGUCGGACGGAGAGGUUUACAUAUAUCCCGACUUCUUGUCCGACCAGUUCUCACCCUUGCUCAAGCUGUCCAAGCAACCGGCGCCCUUCAUCCACGAUCCCCUCUCUGAGAUCUCUGGCAACAGACGGCCUGUGCCGCAGAAUGGCCCAAAAGAUCCAGGAUUACCGUCCAGACCGCGGCGCGAGUCAUUGGGGAGCCUCGACUCCUUCCUGGGUGAGCACGGUUACGAGGAUGAGGACGACUUCGUCGUUGAUGACGACGGUGCCGGAUAUACCACCGGCACCAAACGUGGCCGUGAAGAGGACGAAGAUCAUUUGGGGGAGCACUCGAGCAAGCGCAUGCAUCUAAUGAAGCCGCGCUACCAUGAAGCAUUUCAGCCUGGGUCGACGCCGUGGCGUGGAAACCGCAAAUACCUCUGUCUGAACCUCAUCGGCUUCGUUUGGACUGUCGACCAAGACGCUCACCACACCGUCACUGUCGAGUUCUAUGAUCACGAAUUCCAGCGCGAUUUCCACUUCACCGACACCUUUCUCUACGACAAGGCGUGCCUCAAUGAGCACGGCACACUCUUCUCCAGCCCACCAAAGGACGACAGCCCGGCCUACCUAUUUUACCGUCCCCACGAGAGCUGGACUCAGCGUUCCGACUGGAGGACAGAGCUCCCCAAAGGCGAAACAGUGAUGGCCAUGUCCUUGAGCGAGUCAUUUGUGACAGUCACCACGAGUGCCAACUAUGUGCGAGUCUUCACACUGUUCGGUAUGCCGUAUCGGGUGUACCGCCCUAAAAGCGCACCCAUGGUGACGUGCGCCAGCUUCAGGGACUACGUCCUUACGGUCGGCAACGGGCCUGUCGGUGCGGAUGGAACUUCGCGCCUCCUGUACAGCAUUGAAAACGUGAAGCGCGAUGAGAUUUGCCAGAACGAAGACACAGUGGCUCUUCCAGAGGGCGCCACGCUCAAGAGCGUGUUCUUCUCUGACCAAGGGGAUCCAUGCAUAUACGACUCGACAGGCACCUUGCUGACGCUGCUUCAUUGGCGGCAACCAUCGCGAGCAUCAUGGGUGCCGUUGCUGGACACCAAGCUAUUACCGCGUCUCGCGUCGGGACGAAAACUCGAGACGUAUUUUCCCAUUGCAGUUGCCGACGGCAAGUUUCACUGCAUCAUCCUCAAGGGAGGAGACCAAUACCCCUACUUCCCGCGACCGUUGCUCUCCGAGUUUGAAUUCUCCGUCCCGCUAGGAUCUCCGCUUAUGGAGAAGGCACGCAAAGAAGGCGAGAACGGGAGCGGAGAUGAGGACCGCAUGCGAGACGAUGAAGACGAGAGCGGUGACGAGGACGAGGGUGAGAAGGAGAGGAGGCGGCUCGAGCAGGAGUUCAUGUUGAAGGACGUGCUGGCCGCGCAGCUCCGGGACCGCGUCGACGCCGGCAGCGGCCACGGCCAGCGGUCGCUGCUCUCGCGCGUCGAGCUCGAAAUUGACAAGACGCUGCUGCAGCUGCUGGCGGUUGAGUGCCGCGAGGGCGAGGACAGGGGCAUGCGGGCGCUGGAAAUGGUGGGACUGAUGCGCGACAGGACGGGCCGCAUGAUGGAGGCGGCCGGCAAGGUGGCCGACCGGUACGGGCGAUCGGUGCUGGGCGACAAGAUUCGCGAGCUCGGCGAGAAGAGGGUGGCCGGGAUGCAGGACGACGACUUUUAAGCACCCCCCCCUUCUUUUCUUUCAUGCUCCCCUUUUCGCCUUCUCUCAAUCAAGC